AUGUCGAGGUCAGCAGAAAGAUGCUUGCCAUUCUUCAAAAAGUUGAGAAAAGUUUCGAACUUCGAAUGGACCGAGGACUGUCAAAAAGCUUUCAAAGAACUCAAAUGCUAUCUUAGCUCGCCACAUGUGCUUAGUAUCCCGCUGGAAGGAGAAGAGCUCCUGAUCUACCUAUCAGCCUCAGAGCAAGCUAUCAGUGCUGUAUUGGUGAGAGUGGAAGAAGGAGAACAGAAGCCAGUAUUCUACAUCAGCAAAGUGCUCAAAGAUGCUGAGAUAAGAUACCUGAACAUCGAAAAAACAGCUUACGCUUUAUUGUUAGCAGUCAGAAAGUUCAGGGUUUGCCUAGAAAGCCACCAAGGAGUAGUGAUGACAUAUCAGCCGUUGAAGAGAAUUCUUCACAGACCGAAAACCUCAGGUUGGAUGCUUGCUUGGUCUAUUGAGAUUAGCCCCUACUGCUUGGAAUACCGGCCUCGCACAACCAUAAAGUCUCAAGCCCUCGCUGACUUCAUAGCGGAAUGCUCCUUCAAUGAAAAACAAGCAGAACCUGGUGAGGCAUCCUCGGGAACCUCAGAAGGAGGGAGAGAAUGGCAGUCCCCUCGAGAAUUCAGCUGGAAGUUGUACGUGGACGGAGCAUCCAGCACUAGGGGCAGCGGUGCGAGAAUAAUGCUGAAAGGGCCUGAAGGUUUCAAAGUUUGUUAUGCUCUACGCCUGGGGUUCAAAACCUCCAAUAAUGUAUCAGAAUAUGAAGCACUAAUAAACGAGAUGUUAAUUGCAAUGGAAGUAGGAGCAACCGAUCUCGAGAUAAAUAGCGACUCCCAGCUAGUAAUCAGCCAGAUAACAAGGGCAUAUCAAGCAAGAGAUCCGAUCAUGCAGAACUAUUUGAUGAAGGCAAAGGCCAUAGAGGCCGAACUCAAGAACCAAGGGAUCAUGAUAAGAUACCAAAGAAUACCUCAGGAAGAGAAUGAAGAGGCAGACCUACUUAAUCGAUUGUCUAGGGAAGAGCUGAAACAACUCCCGGAUGAGGUAUAUAUACAGUACGUCAACACCCCUGCCUUUGACAAAGCCAGCACAGUGAUGGAGAUCGAAGAAGGAAGAAACUGGAUGACCCCGUACCUCGAGUACUUAGAAAAGGGAAAACUCCCUGAAGAUAAAGCUGAAGCAAAGAAAAUUGCGGCUCGAGCUGCCAAUUACCAAGCGGUGAGAGGAACCCUAUACCGAAGAGGGAAGUCUAGCCCAUGGCUCCGAUGUGUGAGUCCAGCAGAAGCUGUAAAGGUGAUGGAAGAAAUACAUCAAGGAGUCUGUGGAGCUCAUGAAGGAGCAGGGACGUUGGCAAAUAAAAUUUUCAGGCAAAGAUACUACUGGCCCACUGUCGAAAGGGAGGCCGAGGAGUUCGUCCGAAGGUGUGACAUAUGCCAGAGGUUUGCCAACGCCAUCAACAUCCCAGCCACACCUCAAUCUAGCAUAUCCAGUCAUGGCCGUUCUCACAGUGGGGCAUAG
Manihot esculenta (cassava) is the source of this 1494-nucleotide messenger RNA. RefSeq lists its product as uncharacterized. The transcript has a single exon. Bases 1 to 1494 code for a protein of 497 amino acids. Gene Ontology annotation, molecular function: RNA-DNA hybrid ribonuclease activity; nucleic acid binding. The record is from RefSeq and is a predicted model, not a curated record. Lineage: Eukaryota; Viridiplantae; Streptophyta; Magnoliopsida; Malpighiales; Euphorbiaceae.